This is a messenger RNA of Glarea lozoyensis ATCC 20868, 1593 nucleotides long. RefSeq lists its product as uncharacterized. Lineage: Eukaryota; Fungi; Ascomycota; Leotiomycetes; Helotiales; Helotiaceae. The coding region runs from base 1 to 1593 and encodes 530 amino acids. Gene Ontology annotation, molecular function: zinc ion binding. Gene Ontology annotation, cellular component: nucleus; cytoplasm. The record is from RefSeq and is a predicted model, not a curated record. The transcript has 2 exons.
AUGUCAAAUACCCACGAAGAAGAUACCAAGCCUGACGGCAAGGCUUUUGACGAUUUCUUUGAUAGUAUAGGUAAUAAGGCCGAAAAUGUUGCCGCUUCCAAAGCAGACGCGAAUGAAGUCGCCCCUACCACAACACAAGUGCCAGAGGAAGAGCAGAAAGUAGUGGACGAGAUUGAGAGUUUAUGUAUGAAUUGUAGAGAAAAUGGCAUAACCAGAAUGCUUCUUACUCGGAUCCCUUUCUUUCGCGAAAUAAUCAUAAUGUCUUUCUACUGCCCGCACUGUAGCUUCAAGAAUUCUCAGAUCCAAUCUGCAGGAGAAAUCCAGCAAAGAGGCGCGCGAUACGAACUUCGUCUUACCACGCCUGCCGAUUUCGCGCGACAAGUCGUUAAAGGAGACAACUGUGUAGUCAAAUUUAUCGAGCUCGACAUUGAGGUCCCGGCUGGCCGAGGGCAAUUGACUAAUGUCGAAGGACUACUUUCGAUGAUACUUGAGGAUCUAGAAUUACACCAACCUGCGAGAAAGGAGCAGAUGCCAGAAGUGUGGGCUAAAAUUGAAGAGAUCCUUGCUAAAGGCCGAGAUAUGAUUGAUGGGAAGAGCUUUCCAUUCAGGGUCACCCUCGAUGAUCCCGCGGGGAACUCAUGGAUCGAGCCAGAUCAAAAGGAUGGCGUCGGAAAAUGGAAAAAGGUUGAAUAUUCGCGCACUCCUCAGCAGAAUGAGGAUCUAGGCAUCGGUGGGACGGGCAAUGAUGAUUUGGAGCAUGACGAAGAAAUUGUCACAACCGUAGAGGGAAUGCCUACCGCGGCUACGUUCGAAGACGACGAUGUGGUGCCCAACGAAGUAUAUUCUUUCCCGGCCGCAUGUCCUGGAUGCACCCGACCUUGUGUUACGCACAUGAAAAUGGUCGACAUUCCCUAUUUUAAGCAGGUCAUUAUUAUGAGCACGGUCUGCGAAUUAUGUGGAUAUCGAUCCAACGAAGUCAAGACUGGUGGUGCGAUUCCGGAAAAGGGAAAGAAGAUCACUCUCAAGGUCGAGAAUUCAACAGAUUUAGCACGAGACAUCUUAAAAUCAGAGUCCUGUGCUCUUGAAUGUCCGGAGUUGAGUCUGCAAGUCAAUCCGGGAACACUUGGUGGGCGUUUCACCACAGUGGAGGGCCUCUUGACCAAUAUUAGAGACGAUUUACAUAAACAGAUUUUCGAUGUUGGUGACGAUUCUGGAGACGGAGGCGACUCACUCGCUUCGGAAACCAAGACGAACUGGAAAAAGUUCUUUGAUGGCAUAGACGCCGCCAUCAAGGGGGAUGCCAAAUUUACCGUCAUUCUUACCGAUCCGCUUGCUGGCAGUUAUGUGCAGAAUUUAAUGCUUCCUGAAAAGGAUCCCCAGCUGGAGGAAAUCGAGUACGACAGGACUCAGGAGGAAGAAGAUGAUCUGGGGAUCACGGAUAUGAAGACGGAGGGUUAUGAAGAGGUGGUAGCGGAAUUGAAAAAAGAUUUAAGGGAAGUGGAAACGAACGGCGAUUCGAAACCUUUAGUGGAAGAUGCUGAGGGAAAUGGUGUGCCUAUAGAGCAGGCAAAGAGCGAUAUAGAUAAUAAGUGA